Molecule: messenger RNA, 2320 nt
Organism: Paramecium sonneborni
Lineage: Eukaryota; Ciliophora; Oligohymenophorea; Peniculida; Parameciidae
Source: the annotation of a GenBank genome assembly
AUGAAUUAAAGUCCUACAAAAUUUGAUACACCAACAAAAAUUCAAUCGAAAUUGGAUCUUAAGAUGAGAAAGAGCGGAGUGCCAGUUGCAUUAAAAAGAUCACCUUAAUUUUAUCUUUUAGAUUGUUUUAUGUUGGCAUAUUUUCAUAUUCCCUCAUUCGCAGAAGAAAUAUUAUAGUAUGAUGUAUUAAAAACUUUAAAAAAUAGGAUUAUAUUAUUAAUGAAGAAGGAGUAACGUUGCUUUUACAAAAGUUAUUUGUGUAGUUGAUAUUUUGUAAAAAAAAAGACACAUCAGCAAUUGAUGUAUAUCAAUUUAUGAAGGAUGAUUAUAACACAAGAUAUAAAAGUGUUGAAGAAUUUUUAGUGAGAUUUUUUGAGAAAGUAGAUGAAUCAAUAUCUAAAUAUAGAACAAUGCUUAAUGAAUUUGUAGAAGAGCAUCCAAUAAGGGAAUUGUUUAUAGGAAAAUUAAUGAAAGGAAAUGAUGAAACAACAUUUAAUUUAAUUAAGAUUGAUUUAGAUAAUGAAUCAAUAAUAGAAGGAUUAUAAAAGAAAUUUGAAUUAGAAGAUUGCUCAAUUAAAGACUUACCAAAAAUUUUAUAAUUUGAAAUAACAAAAAAAUAAAAUUUAGUUAUAAUGCCUACUAUAUUUUUGGAUUAAUUUGUGCAUUCAAAUAAAGGAAUGAUAAAAUAACAUUAAUCUGAUAUUAAAGAAUUAAUUAUGAAGAGAGAAGAGAUUAUUUAAAAGAUUAAAAAUGUUGAAAAUUAUUAAUAAACUUCAUAAAGUAUUCCUUAAAUCUUAUAAAUGACUAUAAAUAUUAUAUAAGAAUAAAGAGAAGAAUUAAUUGAUGGAGAUCCAGCAAUUGAAGGUUUUAUAUCUUUAAUAAUGGAUGCUAAUUAGGAAUUAGAAAUAUUAAAAGAAGACUUAAAUAAAAUAGAUGAAGAAAUUAAAUAAAUUAUGGGUAGUUUUAAUAAAAUAGAAUAUAAUUUACAUGCUGUAAUUAUUUAUGAUGGUGAUUACGAAUGUGUUUAUAUCAAGAAUAAUGAAUAAUGUUUUUUUUUUGAAGAUGGAUAUGCAGAAAUAAGAAAGGAAUUUGAAAUAGAAAUUUAAUAUUCUCCAGAAAAUCUUGUGUAUUUAAUAUAUAAGGAUAAAAAUUUAUAGAGUGAUUAUAGUUUUACUGGUGGUUAAGGAAAUCUAUUAGAUAUGGAUGAUAAGAAAUCAUAUGAAUCAUUAAUUAGAAAAGAUCUAUAAUAAUAUGCUGUUUAAUUUAAUCUAAAAGUUGAUUAAGAAUUAUUAUUCUUAAAAUAAUAAUAAUAAGCAGAAGAAGUAUUUUAGUAAUAUUUAACAAGAAUGAAUAUUGUAUUAAAUUUAAUUUAGAAAAAACAUUUGAUUUAAUUACCUCAUCUAAAUAAUUUUGCUACUUUCUUAAUUUAUACUCAAAAGAAAAUUGAUGAUUUUGUUAAAUGGUAAAUAUUGGAUUGUAGUAUAAGAGAUAUUACAGGAUAAUCAAUCUUAGAUAUCAAAAAUAUGAAUGCAUUUGCUUAAAAGUUAAGUGUUUUACUGUAAAAUUAACCAUAAAAAUCACCAACUUAAUUAACUGUAAAUAAAAAAGAUAUGCAAAUUAUGUAAAUAAAGUUGACUGAUUAUGUUUAAUUUGCACAAUGCACAAAAAUCUUGGAUUAUUCUGUAGAAUGUAUUCUUUAAGAAAAUUAAUUGGCAGCAUUAAAUUCAAUCAGAUUUAUUUAUGAUAAUGGCUAAAAAAAUAUUAUAUAUCAACUCAGUUAAGAAAUAUUAAAGGCAUACAUGGCUCAUUUGGCUAUUUUAACCUUUAAAUUUCAUUAAUAAUCAUAAUAUCAUUAAUUAUGGGAUCACUUAUAAUGGAUUAUGACAUAUUGGCCAUAUAUAAACUAACAAGAUUUAGUUCAUUAACAGAUUUUUGUUAUGAUAAAAGACUUAAAGAAAAAAGCAAACAAAAAAGCCUUGAAUUCUGACUAAUAAAAAAUUAUUAAAAAAUUUAUAUCUUCUGUAUAGGACAAAAAACUUAUAGAUGUGGGAAGCAAUUUCUUAUUAAGAUAAGAUCAUGUAAUUAUUUAUUAUUAUCUAUUUAGUUUUUAGAAUCAAUAGCAAUAAUUAAUUGGAAUUAGGAUCAUUAUUACUGGUUACCUGAUAAGUCAGAAGAUGUGUCCUAGUAGUUGAUGACAAAAAUUUAAUUGAUCUAAUAGUAUCUUUAAAUUGAAUUUCAAUUUGUUAAAAAUAUUAUAUAAUAACAAUGCACUUUUACUUAUGAUGAAAGGAUUAAAAUGACAUUACAUAGUUAAUUAUGA